AUGCAGGCCAAUCCUCCACCACCCAUGAUCAACAUGAACACCAGCAGCGGUCGCCAAAACGUGCCGUUGCGCGACUACCUCAACGCUCGCAUUGCGCCAUUCCUCAAGAAAGCGAUGACGGAGAGCAUAGGGUCAGAAGCAGAGUUCCCUCUACAGUGGCUAGGCGAACAUCUCAUACACCAGUCACUUCUCUACGAGAACAAUCCCGACGCCACAAACAUCCGUGAAAGAUUCAGAUACAACUUCGAUGCGCCUGCAGCUCAACAGCCGGUCGCUGAAGACACAAAAGUCAACGGCUCAGAGCCAAUAGCUACACAGGAUGCGGCAACAUUUGCUGCAGCUACAGUGUCAGUACCUCCACCACCGGAUGCAACGAUGACGAACAGCGAAGGAGGCGGGCAGCAAGCUGCUACUGGAGGAGAUUCAUCGACAGGCCAAGCAGAUGCUCCUGCAGCAAUUACAGACUCAGAAGAUGUCAAUAUGGCCGAUCCAUCGUGA
This is a messenger RNA of Cyphellophora attinorum, 498 nucleotides long. RefSeq lists its product as uncharacterized. Lineage: Eukaryota; Fungi; Ascomycota; Eurotiomycetes; Chaetothyriales; Cyphellophoraceae. The transcript has 2 exons. The record is from RefSeq and is a predicted model, not a curated record. The coding region runs from base 1 to 498 and encodes 165 amino acids.